AUGAUUAGAAGGUGCGUUUGUUCGCUUAUACCACUUGUUGAGGCAAGAAAUCUCUUUUUCAAUGAACUGGGAAGGCCCCUACCCCAACCUGCUGCCCCUCUACCGCGUGUACUAGAGGCUCUUGGAGAGCAUUACGCACCUUCUUCUGGAGGCGAAGCCUUUGUUGAGGCCGCCUUGAACCAUGUUACCCAGUUAGAUCGUACCGAUGAGGAUUCUAGACAGAUCGCCACGUGGUACCGGGGUUCGACCCCGUCGAGCCCCUCCGGUGUGGAGGGUGGUCGGAUGGUGUUGGCGCUAAUGCGGGCCUAUCCACACAACGUCCUGGUGCGUGAGGGCGGCUGCCGAUGCCUGGCGAAUAUCUCCCAGCUUUCGGCGCCUCCACUCGGCGAGGACGGCCUCGCGGAGUCUUUAGUGCGGGAGGGGGCGGUGGAAGAGGCCCUGGGGACCGCCGCAAUGGCGGUGCGGCUGAGCGGGAGAGGGCGCUCCCAGGUGGCGCUAGCGGUGUUGAAUUUGAUUUGCCUCUCGCGCACGGGCGUCGCGCGGGCCGCCACUGCUGGGGGGGAAUCUAUACUCUCAGAUUUUCUUUUCACCGUUAUGGAGACCGGCGAUCGCGACUCUGAGGCUGCUCGGGCUCGGUCCACGCACGAAAAGUACCCUGUGCAGGAGGGUGGGGAUGCGGGUUUAGUUGGUCUCGGGCGUGAGAGGUGUAUCGCGUUGGAUGCCGCUCUGGGGGCUCUGGCAGGGGUCCUUGCAGCUGAGGCUUCGGAAAAUGCGCAAGGGAUUUCGUACAAUUAUGAGAAGGUCGGCUACGCUACCGUGGAUGCAAUUGUGCGCACACUGCUCAUGUCUUCCAGUUUAUUAUGCCACAUCGCGCGGAACGACGGCAAUAUCUGCGCUUCGUUUCCUCCGCAGCGGUGCAUUGCUGUCAGGUUUUCCGAACUUUCCUCUCACCGGCGAACCGCCAUAGUCAUGUUAUUGCCUCUCCUGCACAAGGGGUGGAUGACGCUUUGCGAUAUAUGCAGCCGCGGGGAAAACAUUCCGAUGGUCUGUGAGUCUCUUUGCACCGCUUCCAGUGUGAGCGAGGGAGAGGAAUCAAGGGACUACGGGAACCUUGCAGAAGGAAAUAGGGAGUUGUUGGAGCCGCUAUCGGGGAAUGCGGUCGUCAGACAGCACGUCGCGCCUCUUUUAUCACAUGUUGUAGAGGCGGCGCGGUUUUUAGUUUCCGAGCUGGAGGGGCUGCAGGAUAUGGGCGAUGCGGGGAUGUCGACCUUACAACGCGAGCUGAGAGAAUCUGUGAUGGCGUGUAUGGAUCGGCUGACCGCAACCCGAACCGACGUGCCGAUAGAAAGGCUUCAGCAUUCUGCUAUCACUGCGUCUGGUGCUGCGGUUGUGAAUGAUGACAUGGAUGGGGUCUCGGUCGUUCUCCCCAUUCCCGCGGUGCGGAGUGUGAUGGAGGUGCUUGUCUCGGGCGAUCUUAGUUAUAUGGCCCUUGCGACGGCCGUCAGGUUGCAUACCCAUUUACGACAUGCCUCCCACGGCGAUGUCGUGUGUUCAGCUGGAUCGGAGGACCUUCCUUGCCUACUCCCGUGGGAUGCGGACGACUUUCGUUUACUUUGCAGGUCCAUCUCGGUUCUCAGCCAUUUGGCGAGGACCGAUGAUGAGGGCGCGCGAUCCGCCAAUACGCUGGCGUCCCUGCAGGUGAUGCUGCGCGGCGCGCUUGAUGGGAUGAAUGCCGUGGCGUCGUGGAAUCCGCACGGCGAUGGCACUCGGGAGAUUUUCCUCGCGGAAUUCUUUCGGACCCCCAUCGAGGCUGUGGGGGAAUCCCACGGGGCUGGGGACGAAGUGGAUGGGGAGGGGCGCAUGUCCGGCCUCCAACUUCGCUCCGACGAGAGGGAGACGGCAUCGCUGCGGUUGUUUUUUACGCAGCAGAUAACGUUGGUGGGUCAGCUCUACGCGGUCCUGUCUGGAGUGCUCCAGGCGCCAGGUGGGGUGCGCACCCUUGCGGAACUCAACGUGAUGGACACCGUCAAGGGGGUGCAGCGCUGUCUGAAUCGUGUCGAUGCUUCUGGGAUGAGGAGGGGAAAGGAGCUCGGGGGGGGCGAUUCAAUGACUUCUUCGUCCUUCGAGGAGGCGGAACCCCCUACGGCGGCGGCAGAGGAGAAUGCACAUGGUGUGGCCAACGGGGAGGGGAUGCCCAGCGGCGUUGAGAAUUCCGUGCACCACCUAAUGAAGUUUGGUGGCAGGUUAAUUUGGUAUUUUGAGACGGUAAACCAGCCUCCCGCUGGUGGUGUAGACCCUGUAAAAUGUGAAAAGUGA
Molecule: messenger RNA, 2316 nt
Organism: Phytomonas sp. Hart1
Lineage: Eukaryota; Euglenozoa; Kinetoplastea; Trypanosomatida; Trypanosomatidae
Source: the annotation of a GenBank genome assembly